AUGGCUGACGAUGAGGAGCGCGCGGCUGAGCUGAAGAAGAAGCGCUCCUUCCGCAAGUUUUCCUUCCGCGGGAUUGACCUCGACCAGAUGCUCGACCUCUCAACGGAGCAGCUGAUGGACAUCCUGCACGCGCGCGCGCGGAGGCGCUUCUCGCGCGGGCUGCUGCUCAAGCGGCCCGUGAAGCAGCUGAAGAAGAAGCUGCUCAAGGCCAAGAAGGAUUGCGGCCCGCACGACAAGCCGGAUCUCUCAAAGAACGCCUUUUCCUCUCCUGGGCCUAUUUUUUUUUUUUUCUUUUUUGCGGACAUGGUCGGCAUGUACCUCGGCCAGUUCUCGAUCACCUACAAGCCGGUCCGUCACGGCAGGCCCGGCAUCGGCGCUACCUCGUCCUCCAAGUUCGUCCCGCUCAAGUAA
Emiliania huxleyi CCMP1516 is the source of this 411-nucleotide messenger RNA. RefSeq lists its product as hypothetical. Gene Ontology annotation, cellular component: ribosome; cytosolic small ribosomal subunit. The record is from RefSeq and is a predicted model, not a curated record. The transcript is spliced from 3 exons. Gene Ontology annotation, biological process: translation; ribosomal small subunit assembly. The coding region runs from base 1 to 411 and encodes 136 amino acids. Lineage: Eukaryota; Haptophyta; Isochrysidales; Noelaerhabdaceae. Gene Ontology annotation, molecular function: structural constituent of ribosome.